AUGAAUAGUUGGGGUUCAGCAGCUAGUGCAAUCUACUACGUGAAUUAUGAAUACCUCAAAGGAGGACUUGGCCCCUACAACCGCUUAAUUCGCGUCCUGAAAAAUCAAGUCCCAGAGAAGUUCGCCGAACGUUCAGCUCACAGGAAGGGUAAAGAUCCAGCGAAGAUCGUUGUGCUCUUCACUGACGGAAAUACAGAAAACGGCGAUGGGGAGAUAUUGGACACCUUCCAGCUCCAAAAUACAGAGAGAGUGAUAAGAGAUAACAACAUCAGUCUUGUGGGUGCUAUUAUUCCCAACGUAAACGGCACACAGCGAAUAGAUCAACUGAAGAGCAUUGUGUCUGAUCCAAGGGAUGGAAUCGAAAUGGAACUUACCGAGGCAAACUUGAACGAAAUCGCCGACGACCUCGCUUUUCGUAUCAGACGACUAUUAUUCUGUCGAGUGAGUUGCGUUCGUAUAACAACAUUCUUAGGUUAA
Pocillopora damicornis (cauliflower coral) is the source of this 477-nucleotide messenger RNA. RefSeq lists its product as uncharacterized. NCBI's taxonomy places the organism in Eukaryota, Metazoa, Cnidaria, Anthozoa, Scleractinia, Pocilloporidae. Gene Ontology annotation, molecular function: calcium ion binding; A2-type glycerophospholipase activity; protein binding. The record is from RefSeq and is a predicted model, not a curated record. Gene Ontology annotation, biological process: arachidonate secretion; phospholipid metabolic process; lipid catabolic process.